UGCGAUCAGUUCUACGACUGCCGCCAAACCGAUCGGUGGCACUUUUGUUUGCGUUGCACGGCGAGAUCAGUCGGGAAGUGAUCAGUUUUCAGUACAUUUUAGUCGGGUACGAAGGGCUCGCAAAUGCAAGCCAUGAUUUGGGUACUGCUGUUUGCUGCUCUAGCAGCGCAAGUUUCCUCCCAAGGAUUCACCGGAAGUUUGGUGGUAACCAAGGACGCUUACUGCGAGAAAAACAAUAUCGGACCCCUUAAGGAGUGCGCCAAACAAUUCAAGGCGUUCCUCAGCGAACGUCCAGAGCUGAGAAGAUGCCACCGAAUAUGUCCCAUCUACUCGGAUAAUUGUGAAACGUUGCCGCUGGAGUACAUGGCCUGUGGCGGCGAUGGUGUAAACUCGAGGGACCCUUUCAGGGAGCCGAAACCAUCGACCGUACCGCUCCACACUAAGAUCACGAAUUUUACGCUAGAGCUUUUCAAAAAGGCCCUUCCUAAGGGAUAUGAUCAGAACUACAUUCUGAGCCCGGUUCUGGUGCAGUCACUGCUGUCCUACCUGACCGAGGGAGCAUCGGAUGAAACGCAGACCGCUAUGGAAGCCGUGUUAAAACUGAACAGCAAUGAUCUGGAGAAUCUUAAACGCUCCCUCGAGCCGUCGGCUGAGGUACAGACUCCCGCGAAGAUCAAACUUGAUAUAGCCUCUCAGAUUUUCCGAUCGAGUCGCGUCGAGCUACUGAAUCCCUUCAGGCAGUCCCUCAAGGAUAAGAAGGUGACUGUGGACGAAAUCGAUUUCUCGAAUCAAGAGUUGGCUGCGAAACAAAUCAACGAUUGGGUGACCCAGAAAACGCGUGGAAAAAUCAAUGGAGCCGUCGAUGCAGCUUCGUUGAAUCCGGACACCAAGCUCAUGCUGCUGAAUGCUCUCUACUUCAACGGUACAUGGCAGUACAGGUUCAACAAAACCGUGAACGACGUUUUCCAUGUGGGCGAGAACGAACAAUCUUCCGUCCGGAUGAUGCAUCUUACCCGUCAUUUGCGUAGCGGAUACACUCGGGUCGAGAAGGGCUGGGAUUCGGUCAACGGAUUCUCGUGGGUCGAGCUGCCGUACGACGGUGACACUUUUUCGAUGAUCAUCCUUAUGCCGAAAGAACGCUUCCAGCUGGACCGAGAGUUGGAAAAGUUCAACGAGGCCGACUUGGCGUACAUUCUGUCGGAAAUUGCGCAGAACUACCAAGACGAAGUGAAACUGAGGGUUCCCGAAUUUAAAGCUGAAAGCACGGUUUCGUUGGUGGAACCGCUUAAGCAGAUGGGCCUCAGCAGUGUCUUCGACGGGGAAAAUCCGUUCGAUAAGGUAUCUAAAGAUGUCGUGAAAGUGUCGGAAGUGAAGCAGAAGUCCUACCUGGCCGUCAACGAACGCGGAACCGUAGCAACCAGCGUUACUUUCGCCGCCGUCGUUGCCCUGAGCCUCCCUCGGUCCACGCUGUUUAAGGUUGAUCAACCGUUCGCUGCGAUCAUCAUCGACAAGCAAAAUAGAUUGCCUUUGUUCCUGGCAAAAAUUUGUAAGCCGGAGAAGUACAAAGAAGAAAGUGCAUAAAUAACAGUCAUUUAAUCGGCGGAUAAAAAGUCCAAUUAAAAUUCUUUUUCCAAAUAAAUUUUGAAUUCUAAUUU
Anopheles coustani is the source of this 1655-nucleotide messenger RNA. Its product is annotated as serine protease inhibitor 42Dd-like. Lineage: Eukaryota; Metazoa; Arthropoda; Insecta; Diptera; Culicidae. The transcript has 4 exons. The record is from RefSeq and is a predicted model, not a curated record. The coding region runs from base 124 to 1581 and encodes 485 amino acids. Gene Ontology annotation, molecular function: serine-type endopeptidase inhibitor activity.